CAAGCCUGGGUAGGACUAAGAAUGGUGGAAGGCCUGGUUCCUGCGGGUGCAAUCGUUGUGGAUGUUCUUAGCAAAGAUAACUAUGAGCAUUGGAGUGCGUUGGUUAAAAAUUACUUGCUGGCUCAAGACCUCUGGGACGUAGUGGAGGCUACAGCUGAACCUCCUGUACCAGAAGAAGCUGAUCAGUUCAUCGGGAGGAAGAAGACUGCCGCGGCUUUACAUGCAAUCCAAAUUUCGUGUGGGCCGGAUGCGUUUUCGGUGAUUAAGGAGAUCAGUUCAUCCAAAAUUGCUUGGGAUAUUUUGGCCCAAACGUUCAAGCCACAGCUAUGGAGAUCUGUUCAGUCUGCAAACUCAUCAAACAACCCAGAUGAGAACAAUGAUCUCCGUCGUUUCUUUGCUGCUGUUAAGAUCGGUGAUUGGGAAGAAACGAAUAACAUUCUUAGAGGAAAUCCCAAUGCAAUAAGAGCAAGAUCUUCAACAGGAGAGACAGCUCUUCACAUUGCAACCAAGUUGGGAGAUGAGAAUAUGGUGGAAAAGUUGGUGGAUUUGAUGACAGCUGAAGACUUGGAGAUACAAGAUUUUGGUUGGACAGCUCUUCAUCUUGCUGCAAGAUUAAGUCUCAAAAUGGUUAAAUGCAUGGUUGGAAGGAACAUGAAUCUCAAUCUACUUGGUAUGGUCGAAGAGUCCCACGGUCUGACACCAAUUCUCUUCGCUGCUAAAAAUGACUUAUGGGAUAUCGUUCAUUAUCUGUAUCCCCUCACUCCGAUCGAAGACCUAAUGCCAGAGAAUGGCCCUUAUGGCGCUGGACUUGUUUGCUUUUGUUUCUAUGCCAAACAAUUUGAUAUUGCCUUGGACUUACUUCAGCGCUACCCACGAUUGGCCAUUACUAAAGGCCCGACGGGCGAAUCCCCUAUAUUUGUAUUGGCAGAUAUCCCUUCUGUAUUCCCGAGUGGGACGCCGCUCAAAUUCUGGCAACGGUGGAUCUAUGACUGUAUACACAUACAGCCUCCUGCUAUCCCUGAUGUUAGUGUAAAUGUUCAAAAUCCAGAAAUUGAACUGGGUAGCCAAAGAAAUAUCAGUUUCUCAGGUUUAUUGCAGGGGCUUUCUUCUACCCUCCACAACCUUUUAGGGAUCAACCACAUAUGUGAAAUGAAAUUGAUCCAUGAUCGCUCGCUUUAUAUUUUGGACCACAUGGUAAAUAAAGCGGUAAAAGAUGUAGAUAUCCAAGAAAGGGAAGAUGGCCUUGUCUAUGAAGCAGUAUUCCAAGCUGUCCGAAGAGGGAUUAUUGAGUUCGUUAUCCGUUUAUGUAAAGUAGAUCCGGAUGUAUUGUGGCGAAACAAUUCAAUGGGAAGGAACAUAUUUCACUAUUCAAUUGAGUGUCGCCAGGAAAAAGUUUAUAGCCUUAUAUAUGGGGUUCGUCAAAGAAAUCUUAUUUCAACAUUUUCAGAUGCUUUUGGAAAUGAUAUGCUACAUCUUGCAGGGAUGCUAUCUCCAACGGAAAAACUUGAUCGUAUUUCAGGUGCAGCCUUGCAAAUGCAGAGAGAAAGACAAUGGUUCAAGGUUAGAUAUCUUCGUUAUGUAUCUUUCUUGUAAAUUAAUUGUAUUUAGAGCUAGAUGUGGGAUGUUAGGUGCUCGAGCGGCAGCUUAUAGAUGUCGUUAUGGGUUGGUAUGUUGUGGAAGAAACAUAUACAAAUAGAGUAGUAACUUCAAAAGCUCUAAAGUUUCCCCCAGACAUGUAGAUAUGAGCUAGAUUUUUUGCUUAUCUUAGAAAUCUUCAUCUUCCUUCACUCUUGUUUUCUAUAUUUGGUGCCAAAUAAAUUUGUUUUUUUAA
Molecule: messenger RNA, 1831 nt
Organism: Prunus dulcis (almond)
Lineage: Eukaryota; Viridiplantae; Streptophyta; Magnoliopsida; Rosales; Rosaceae
Exons: 6
Coding region: 22-1593 (523 amino acids)
Molecular function (GO): protein binding
Source: RefSeq, a predicted model, not a curated record